AUGGCACGGCUCAAGUCCCCAACCAGUUUUUGCAUUUCUCUCUUUCUCACCCUCCCCCCCAACGAAUCAACCCCUAAUCUAUCCCUAACCCUAAACCCCCAAAUCUAUGUCAUGUCAACAGACACAAUUCGGCUGUCUCGAGGGCGCCUGGGCGGGUGGCGCACUAGGCGGGAGUCGGCCACACUCCCAUCCAUGCUUAUUAACUGUGCCAAGCGCUACUCACUACCAUUAAUGAGUGCGCCACAGCAUUCUGAAACUCCUCCUCUCAUUGUGAGCAAGAUGUGA
Molecule: messenger RNA, 285 nt
Organism: Histoplasma mississippiense
Lineage: Eukaryota; Fungi; Ascomycota; Eurotiomycetes; Onygenales; Ajellomycetaceae
Exons: 2
Coding region: 1-285 (94 amino acids)
Source: RefSeq, a predicted model, not a curated record